AUGGACGCGCCGGGGGACCCCGAGGGCCCGCGCCCACCAGGAGGUGAAGGCUCUGCAGAAAGUGCACGAGAGACACCCAGGAGGCUUUCCAGAGAACAGCUUUCUGUACUGAUAUCGGCAGCUUCGAUGAACUUAGGUUCCAUGAUGUGCUAUUCUAUCCUUGGACCCUUUUUCCCCAAGGAAGCUGAAAAGAAGGGUGCCAGCAAUACCAUUAUCGGUAUGAUCUUCGGGUGUUAUGCUUUGUUUGAGUUGCUAGCAUCUUUGGUAUUUGGAAAAUAUGUCGUACAUAUUGGAACAAAAUUUAUGUUUGUAGCAGGAAUGUUUGUCUCGGGAGGAGUUACAAUUCUCUUUGGUGUACUGGACCAAGUUUCAGAAGGACCAACAUUUAUUGCUAUGUGUUUUCUAGUGAGAGUAAUGGAUGCAGUGAGCUUUGCUGCAGCAAUAACUGCGUCAUCUUCUAUCCUCGCAAAGGCUUUUCCAAAUAACGUGGCUACAGUAUUGGGAAGUCUUGAGAUUUUUUCUGGACUGGGAUUGGUACUAGGUCCUCCUUUAGGUGGCUUUUUGUAUCAAUCCUUUGGCUAUGAGGUGCCUUUUAUUAUUUUGGGAUGUAUAUUUCUGCUGAUGGUUCCACUCAACAUGUGUAUUUUACCCAGUUAUGAAUCUGAUGCAGGUGAACACUCGUUCUGGAAACUUAUCACUUUACCCAAGAUUGGCCUUAUAGCCUUUGUCAUCAACUCACUCAGUGCAUGUUUUGGCUUCCUUGAUCCUACUUUGUCUCUGUUUGUCUUGGAGAAGUUUAAUUUACCAGCUGGAUAUGUGGGACUGGUAUUCCUGGGUUUGGCAGUAUCCUAUGCCAUUUCUUCACCACUAUUUGGUCUACUGAGUGACAAAAUGCCGCAUCUAAGGAAAUGGCUUCUGGUUUUUGGAAACUUAAUUACAGCAGGGUGCUACAUGCUCUUAGGACCUGUCCCUGUCUUGCACAUUAAAAGUCAGCUCUGGCUGUUGGUACUAGCUUUAGUGGUAAGCGGCAUCUCUGCUGGAAUGAGUGUGAUUCCAACUUUCCCAGAGAUUCUCAGUUGUGCAUAUGAAAAUGGAUUCGAAGAAGGAUUAAGUACAUUGGGACUUGUCUCAGGUCUUUUUAGUGCAAUGUGGUCAGUUGGUGCUUUUAUAGGACCAACACUGGGUGGAUUUCUGCUUGAGAAAAUUGGUUUUGAAUGGGCAGCAGCAAUACAAGGUCUGUGGGCUCUAAUAAGUGGAUUAGCGAUGGGCUUGUUUUAUUUACUGGAGCACUCAAGGAGAAGAAGAAGAUCUAAACCUCAAAACAUCCUUAGCUCAGAGGAGGAGCGAACUGUUCUCUUGCCUAAUGAAAUCUAG
This is a messenger RNA of Cynocephalus volans (Philippine flying lemur), 1374 nucleotides long. It is a transcript of the gene SLC18B1, whose product is annotated as solute carrier family 18 member B1. Gene Ontology annotation, molecular function: transmembrane transporter activity. NCBI's taxonomy places the organism in Eukaryota, Metazoa, Chordata, Mammalia, Dermoptera, Cynocephalidae. The transcript is spliced from 14 exons. Bases 1 to 1374 code for a protein of 457 amino acids. Gene Ontology annotation, biological process: transmembrane transport. The record is from RefSeq and is a predicted model, not a curated record.